AUGGUCAAGGCAUCCAGAUUUGUCCUUGGGACGAUUGAGCAGAACCCGCUGCAGUCGGGGGUGGAGGAGGAAUCCAGAUACAAGUCUUUGCUGGCGAUUUCCGUGCUCCUAGGCCAUGGAACGGAAGACCCGUUUGUGGAUUGUGUCUCUAGGCCGCCUGGCGCGUCGGAUACCGGCAGACAUCGGCAUGCGGACCGAGUGGAAGAGCAUGUCAAAGUAAAUAACAAGGGUGUUGGAUCAAGGAGCCUGAGGGGCUUGAUGAGAUGGUGCAGUUUCUACGGAUUGCAGCUAGGCAACAAGGCAAGGUAG
Molecule: messenger RNA, 309 nt
Organism: Monascus purpureus
Lineage: Eukaryota; Fungi; Ascomycota; Eurotiomycetes; Eurotiales; Aspergillaceae
Source: the annotation of a GenBank genome assembly